AUGUCGGUCCGAGCCAUCCUCCUCUACCCGUUCAAAGCAGGCUCCACCUUCAACAUCAACUACUACAUCAGUACCCAUAUGCCUUCAGUCGCCAAGCUAUACGGUCCUUAUGGUCUUGUAAGAUGGGAAGUCUUACAGUUUUCUGGAGACGAGACAUCACCUUAUAUCGUGCAGACUGUACUUUUCUGGGAUAAUCUUGAUCAAUUGAAUGCCGCGAAUUCAAGUGACGGUGCAAAAUAUCUGCGCGAGGAUAUCAAGAACUUUAGCUCGGUUAUGCCCGUCGCGUUGGUUGGUAAUAUCGCAGGCCAGUCUUGAGGCCAUAGUCGGGCAGAGAGAUCUGAUCGUUGGCCAGAAUCAGAUAUUUGCAUCUACAAGCCACCUAAUACCAUACCUUUUCGCGUGCCGGAGUGGGGCACGCUUGUAAUUAUCGCAAAGCACGAGACUUUCCAGAUCAAUAGCCGGGCCACCGAGAUAUGAUGAUUAAACGACUCCCUGCCUGAUC
Aureobasidium subglaciale EXF-2481 is the source of this 502-nucleotide messenger RNA. RefSeq lists its product as uncharacterized. Gene Ontology annotation, molecular function: oxidoreductase activity. The transcript has a single exon. Lineage: Eukaryota; Fungi; Ascomycota; Dothideomycetes; Dothideales; Saccotheciaceae. The record is from RefSeq and is a predicted model, not a curated record. Bases 1 to 315 code for a protein of 104 amino acids.